Alnus glutinosa is the source of this 1068-nucleotide messenger RNA. RefSeq lists its product as uncharacterized. The transcript is spliced from 3 exons. Bases 1 to 1068 code for a protein of 355 amino acids. Gene Ontology annotation, molecular function: zinc ion binding; nucleic acid binding. The record is from RefSeq and is a predicted model, not a curated record. NCBI's taxonomy places the organism in Eukaryota, Viridiplantae, Streptophyta, Magnoliopsida, Fagales, Betulaceae.
AUGUGGGCAAGGCACGCAUUUCGAACCACCAGCUGCAGCGACAUCUUGCUAAAUAACGUCGUCGAGAACUUCAAUGCUUGGGUGUUGGAAGCAAGAGGCCAGCCGAUACUAACUUGUUUCGAGACUAUACGGCGGCAGAUUAUGAACCGGUUCAGUAAGAAAAAUGCUAGGGCAGCAACGACACCGAAUGUAAUUUGUCCAAAGAUUGUGAAGAAGUUGGAGAGAAACAAGUUAGAGGCGAAGAACUAUAUUUGCCGGUGGAGCAAUCAGAUGCAGUUUGAGGUCGAUAGUGCCCAUGAGUCUCGGCGGGUGGUGGAUCUUCAAGGAAGAACAUGUGGCUGUGGGAGGUGGCAACUUAAUGGUAUUCCUUGUCCCCAUGCAGUUUGUGCAAUAUACCUCAAUAAAGGAAAACCCGAGACUUAUGUCAGCCAUUGGUACAUGAUGGAUACGUACAGAAAGUCCUAUGCCUCCGGGAUUUGUCCUAUGCCUGGCCCGGAUGAGUGGCCUGUUGAUGAGGGUGUGGAACCUAUAGAACCACCGCAGCCAAGGAAACAGCGCGGGAGGCCCAAAAAACAGAGGAAAAGAGGAGUUAAUGAGCAGCCAGACGAGAGCAUCAAAGUGAGUCGCAAGGGAUACGAUGUGCGGUGUGGAAAUUGUGGUGAAAAGGGGCACAAUGCUAGGAGUUGCCGUGAACCCGACAACCCGAAUAGGAAGAAGUAUCCCAAACAGCCUAGGAAACCGAAGGGAAGUACAUCAAGGACAGGGCCAUCAGGUGUAAGCCCAUCUACCCCUGCAGGCCCACCUACCCUUGUAGGCCCAUCUGCCCCUGCAGGUCCAUCAGGUGCAAGCCCAUCUACCCCUGCAGGCCUAUCUACCCCUGCAGGCCCACCUACCCCUGUAGGCCCAUCUGCCCCUGCAGGUCCAUCAGGUCAACCGGCAAGGACACCUCGAACACGAAGCAUACCUCGAGGAACAAGCAUACGUCGAAGACCAAGAGAAAGGAGAAUGUCUUCCGUGUAUAAGAGGCAACCAAAGCGAGGUGGAUCACAACCAAUUCAAAUAGAUUGA